Trichoderma virens Gv29-8 is the source of this 372-nucleotide messenger RNA. RefSeq lists its product as uncharacterized. The record is from RefSeq and is a predicted model, not a curated record. Gene Ontology annotation, molecular function: carbonate dehydratase activity; zinc ion binding. The transcript has 3 exons. The annotation marks the transcript as partial. Lineage: Eukaryota; Fungi; Ascomycota; Sordariomycetes; Hypocreales; Hypocreaceae.
CCUGCUGACUAUUGUGGUCCUUUAGAAGUCAGCGAAGUCAGAAAUGCUGGUGGACGCACAAGCGAAGCUUUGAGAUCGAUCAUCUGCAUCGAUAAUUUGCUUGGCGUUGGUGCAGUCAUUGUCAUCCACCACACUGAUUGUGGUCUCACUCACCUCCGCAACGACUAUAUCCACAGUGCUUUGACAGAAAGGGCACCUGAAAAUGCUGCCGAAAUUGCCAAGAUGGAAUUUGGAGAGAUUCUUGAUUUGAAAGCGAGUGUGAUUGAAGAUAUGAAGCUUCUCAAGGAUAGCCCAUACCUAAGAAAGGACUUAAAGGUCUACGGAUAUGUAUAUGAUAUCAAGACUGGAAAACUUCAAGACGUCAAUGAGUGA